Sciurus carolinensis (gray squirrel) is the source of this 830-nucleotide messenger RNA. RefSeq names its product BCL2 related protein A1 (gene Bcl2a1). NCBI's taxonomy places the organism in Eukaryota, Metazoa, Chordata, Mammalia, Rodentia, Sciuridae. Gene Ontology annotation, molecular function: protein heterodimerization activity; channel activity; protein homodimerization activity. Gene Ontology annotation, biological process: positive regulation of apoptotic process; extrinsic apoptotic signaling pathway in absence of ligand; mitochondrial fusion. The transcript has 2 exons. The record is from RefSeq and is a predicted model, not a curated record. Gene Ontology annotation, cellular component: mitochondrial outer membrane. Bases 22 to 681 code for a protein of 219 amino acids.
UAGGAGGAAGGAUACUAUACCAUGAUGCAAACAGAAAUUCCACCAGCCUCCAGAUAUCAUGUGUCACACCUCUGCCAAGCUCUGAACAUUUGCUUCAGCUGGCCUCCAGGCCUCCAGGCGAACCUGCUCCAGACUGCUUUGCACCAGCGGAAGAUGAAUGACUGUGAGUUCGGCUACAUCCACAUGCUGGCUCAGGACUACCUGCAGCAUGUCCUGCAGGUACCACAACAAGGGUCAAGUACCAGCAAAACGUCCAGAGUGUUACAAAAUGUGGCUUUCUCAGUCCAAAGAGAAGUUGAAAAUAAUCUGAAACCAUACUUGGACAAUUUUGAUGUGGUGUCUGUAGAUACUGCCAGAACAAUAUUCAAUCAAGUGAUGGAAAAGGAAUUUGAAGAUGGCAUCAUGAACUGGGGAAGGAUUGUGACCAUAUUUGCAUUUGGAGGAGUUCUGAUCAAGAAACUUUUGCGAGAGCGCAUUGCCCCUACUGUGGAUUCUGAGGAGGAGAUCUCUUACUUUGUGGCUGAGUUCAUUAUGAAUAAUGCAGGAGAAUGGAUAAGGCAAAACGGAGGCUGGGAAAAUGGCUUUGUAAAGAAGUUUGAACCUAAAUCGGGCUGGCUGACUUUUCUGGGAAUUACAGGGCAGAUCUGUGAGAUGCUGUCUCUCCUGAAGCAAUACUAUUGACCAAAAAGACACUGACUGUUUCAAGAACUGUUGUCAACACGUGCUACUUCUGCUUUUAAACAAACAACUUUGAUGAUGUAACUUGACUUUCCAGAGUUAAGGACCCUUUGUCCUCAUUUUAAUGAAUAAAUUGUAUGUAUUUUUCUCUA